AGUCCGUGGAUCAUCGCAUUCCACCCAUGCGGGUGACGCUGACUGCGGUCUACAACACCUUCCAGGUGAUCGGAGCUUUGGAUCGUCGACUGGGAGCGACGCGAGACGUGACGCCACCGCGCGGCUUGAACUUCGGCCCGGUGGAGAAGGGCGAGACGCAGACGCGGACCUUCACGGCGCGCGGGGGCGGAAG
Molecule: messenger RNA, 193 nt
Organism: Cladocopium goreaui
Lineage: Eukaryota; Dinophyceae; Suessiales; Symbiodiniaceae
Source: the annotation of a GenBank genome assembly